Molecule: messenger RNA, 1494 nt
Organism: Morus notabilis
Lineage: Eukaryota; Viridiplantae; Streptophyta; Magnoliopsida; Rosales; Moraceae
Product: 14-3-3-like protein A
Exons: 5
Coding region: 407-1195 (262 amino acids)
Biological process (GO): signal transduction
Cellular component (GO): cytoplasm
Source: RefSeq, a predicted model, not a curated record
CUCCCAUUCAUUCCCAAUUUUCGCGUUCGCACACACUUCGAUCUUCUUCUUCGACCUUAGAGAAUGGUGAUUCUGAUCUGUUAGUUGCUGAGAAAAGCCAUUGAAAGGAAUGUAAUAGGGAAUAUGAAUUUUUGUUUUGGUUUUUGAAGAAUCUGAAACUUUUUCUAGUUGAAUACAAUAUCUUAAGAGAGUUAAUUAGCUUAGUAUUGUAGUAUUCAGAUCCGAGACACCAAGUGGAUGGUUAGUUAACCAUUUAUGUGUGGGUUCUCUGUGUAAUUAUCGCCUGAGAUUGUUGAUUUGUUAUGAUGUUUGUUUCGGACUUGUAAGAUGUGUAAAAUUUGCAUUUAGCGAUCAGAUUUUUGUAACCUAUAUUUCCAGAAUCGAUUGAUACUUCAAUAUUUUAAAGAUGUCGCCAACUGAUUCUUCGCGCGAGGAGAACGUCUACAUGGCCAAGUUGGCCGAGCAGGCUGAGCGUUAUGAGGAAAUGGUUGAGUUCAUGGAGAAAGUGGCCAAGACCGUUGAUGUCGAGGAGCUUACCGUUGAGGAACGGAAUUUGCUCUCUGUGGCCUACAAGAAUGUGAUUGGGGCUAGGAGGGCUUCGUGGAGGAUCAUCUCCUCCAUUGAGCAGAAGGAGGAGAGCAGGGGAAAUGAGGACCAUGUCACCAUCAUAAAGGAUUACAGGGGUAAGAUCGAGUCCGAGCUGAGCAAGAUCUGUGAUGGGAUCUUGAACCUUCUAGAGUCACAUCUUAUUCCGUCGGCCUCAUCUGCUGAAUCUAAGGUGUUUUAUCUUAAGAUGAAGGGUGAUUACCAUAGGUAUCUGGCUGAGUUUAAGACUGGAUCUGAGAGGAAGGAAGCUGCUGAGAGUACUUUGCUUGCUUACAAGUCAGCACAGGACAUUGCUCUGGCUGAACUGGCUCCUACCCACCCAAUAAGGCUUGGACUUGCACUUAACUUCUCCGUGUUUUACUAUGAGAUCCUUAACUCACCUGAUCGUGCUUGCAAUCUUGCAAAGCAGGCUUUCGAUGAGGCUAUAUCUGAGCUUGACACAUUGGGUGAGGAUUCCUACAAAGACAGUACAUUGAUUAUGCAACUUCUCCGUGACAAUCUGACACUCUGGACUUCUGACAUCACGGAUGAUGCCGGCGAUGAAAUUAAGGAAGCAUCAAAACGUGAAUCAGGGGAGGGGCAGCAGUGAUUAUAUGUUUCGAUAAAAUAGGAUAUGUACUCUUUUAUUGUUAUCUUCCUUUUUAAUAGAUGCCAUGGUUGUAGUAGCACAAUUUCUUAACGAACUGGGAGGCCUCUAGUGUAUUGCCACUCUGGGGUUGAAAUGUUUCAACGUAUUAUAAAUUUGCUUUUUAUUAUUGGUGAGAAGAAUUUGGUUUAGUUUUUAGGUGUUGUGCUAUGUUAAUUGGUACCAGAGUUAGGUAAUUUAUAACCUCCUUUUUUUUUUUUUUUUUGGAAUGAGGUCCGUGAUAGUGAUACUUUGUUUUGGUA